GUGGCAUCAUUGUCUCACAUUUGUAAGAAUAUAUUUAUUUGACAGUUUGCCGAUUGCACACAUACGAGUUGAACAAGAAGUUAGUAGUUUUGCAAGUUUAGUCAUAUUAUUAAUUUUUUAUUAAAUUAAAUACGAGAAAAAGCUUAGCAAAAUGUCGAAUGCCUGGAGAGCUGCUGGUCUAACUUACAUCCAAUAUUCCAAUAUUUGUGCUCGUGUUGUGCGCCAAGCAUUAAAGUCGGAUUUGCGAGUUGACGCUGCCAAACGCAAUGAGAGCCAUGUGAAAUUCACACCAUGGCUUAAUGGUAAACCUGCCCAUGAAAAGUGAUAAACUUUAAUUUAUGUAUAUGUUAAGAAAAGUAAAUUAAAGCACUUUUCCAACCGUACAGUUUUCUCGUCGGGUUGAAUAAAUUCGCUAAGUCCAUCAUCAUAGUGUUCAAUUUCUUCAUUAAUCAAGUGCAGCAGUAACACGAAUAUAGUUUAUAUAAUAUAGAAUAAUAUCACUCAUGUUAUGAUAACAGAAUUUUAAAAAUUAAAUAAAAACUUGAAGAAAUAAUGAUGCAAAUAUUGAA
Molecule: messenger RNA, 569 nt
Organism: Glossina fuscipes
Lineage: Eukaryota; Metazoa; Arthropoda; Insecta; Diptera; Glossinidae
Gene: sun
Product: protein stunted
Exons: 4
Coding region: 152-325 (57 amino acids)
Biological process (GO): proton motive force-driven mitochondrial ATP synthesis
Cellular component (GO): mitochondrial inner membrane
Molecular function (GO): proton-transporting ATP synthase activity, rotational mechanism
Source: RefSeq, a predicted model, not a curated record